Messenger RNA from Solanum stenotomum, 735 nucleotides. RefSeq names its product cyclin-A1-1-like. Gene Ontology annotation, molecular function: cyclin-dependent protein serine/threonine kinase regulator activity. Lineage: Eukaryota; Viridiplantae; Streptophyta; Magnoliopsida; Solanales; Solanaceae. The record is from RefSeq and is a predicted model, not a curated record. Bases 1 to 735 code for a protein of 244 amino acids. The transcript has 8 exons. Gene Ontology annotation, cellular component: cyclin-dependent protein kinase holoenzyme complex; nucleus; cytoplasm. Gene Ontology annotation, biological process: regulation of cyclin-dependent protein serine/threonine kinase activity; mitotic cell cycle phase transition.
AUGGACACAGUGAGAAGUCCGGAGGUCGAAUACAUAGAUGACCAUGAAUCGGCUGCUGUUGAUUCCAUCGAGAAGAAGGUGUGUAGCACCCUCUACAUCUCAGAACAUGUCAAAGCAGCAGCAUAUGCAAAGAGAGAUUUUUACAAACAUUUUUAUCAAACAUGUUUUAAUGUUAUCUUUGAUCACUGUACUAGGAUAAGAAAAGGCCUUCCACAGAUUUCAUGGCGAAACUCUGUUACUGAAAGAAAAUAUGAGGAGAUUUGUGCACCUCAAGUCGAAGAGUUCUGCUACAUAACAGACAACACUUACUUCAAGGAGGAGGUAUAUGAUCUUGAUUCACAGAACCCUCAAUGGUUAAACUUUGCAGUGGCACUAAGACGUAGUAUUAUGCAGGUGUUGCAAAUGGAGUCUGUUGUUUUAAAUUACUUGAAGUUUGAAAUGACAGCUCUAACUGCCAAAUGUUUUCUGAGGAACUUAUUGUUGAGAUAUAUUGCAGGAGGUUUGUUCGAGUUGCUCAAGGACUUAAUGAGUUGGAACACUUGGCUAGCGACAUUGCAAAACUCUCUUUUAGAACACAACAUGUUUUUUUAUGCUCCAUCACUCAUUGCUGCUUCUGCAAUUUUCUUGGCCAAAUAUAUUCUUCUUCCUUCAGGGAAACCUUGGUACAAAUUUGUUGCAAAGACGUAUUGCCCUCCAACUGUACUUGUAGAGUUCUUCCACAACAUAACCAACUAA